AUGGGGUCUGUCAACACACCGGCUACUCCUACGACACUUGUAACCUCAACACAAUAUCACAUAUCUCCCCAUACGCUGGAUAUACCAACGCCGCGUAUGGGGUCUGUCAACACGCCGGCUACUCCUACGACACGUGUGACCUCAACACAAUCACAUAUCUCCCCAUACGCCGGAUAUAACAACGCCGCGUAUAGGGUCUGUCAACACGCCGGCUACUCCUACGACACGUGUGACCUCAACACAAUAUCACAAAAUCCCUCCAUAUGCCGGUACUACUACCAUCGUCGCAUGUGGGGUCUGUUCGCAUACCGGAUAAUCCUACGACACGUGGGACCUCACAAUCAUAGGGUGGUACUUACGUGUCAUCAAUAUCCGGGGAGAUGGGUCUCAAUCUUAGCUGAACAACUGAACCAGAGCCCUCAAGAGGGAGUAAGAAACCGCUUUCUUGGUCACCCUAGAACUCUUUAUGAACAAGAGUCCCAAGGAGAAAGAACUGAACAAGUGUUCCAGCAAAAUGAAAAUAGUGAGGCAGAAAAUACUGAUCAAAGCAACGAGACCAACAACAUUAAUGACAAUUAUUUCUCCGCAUUUGGAAGCACAGAUGUUGGGAUUCAAGACGCUUACAACAAAGAAGGCGGAAGUGGUGAUCAAGCAAGGACGGGUGGAAACCACAACAUUUCUCGCAAUAGAUUUUAUGCAGAAAAUAGCCGUCGGGUUGGGAUUAUCAAUGUUGCCAACAAGAACUACAACAAGUCGAGCCCACUUGUUGGCAUGUUACCUUACUACCAGCAUUGCUUGAAUAGAAACCCCAAUGAAGGAAAGUGGAUAAGCCACAAAUUGUAG
Prunus armeniaca (apricot) is the source of this 843-nucleotide messenger RNA. The record is from the annotation of a GenBank genome assembly. Lineage: Eukaryota; Viridiplantae; Streptophyta; Magnoliopsida; Rosales; Rosaceae.